This is a messenger RNA of Saccharomyces paradoxus, 513 nucleotides long. RefSeq names its product Mic19p (gene MIC19). The coding region runs from base 1 to 513 and encodes 170 amino acids. The record is from RefSeq and is a predicted model, not a curated record. The transcript has a single exon. NCBI's taxonomy places the organism in Eukaryota, Fungi, Ascomycota, Saccharomycetes, Saccharomycetales, Saccharomycetaceae.
AUGGGUUCAACCACUUCCAAAGUAGAUGCUGGUGCAGAAAAACAACAAGUGUACACCCCGCUUACACAGAUCGAUUUUUCACAGUCUUUAGUUUCUCAAUUGGAUUCAUCGAAGGAAUCAGACUAUGUCACAAAGCAAAAUGCAGAAAAAUUCAUUGAAAAAAAAGUUGCACAAAGACUGUCUAACCUAGAAGUCGAAACGCUAAAGAAGUUUGAAGACACUUUGAACAAUUCACUAUUAUCAGACGACGAUAAGGAUGUCGUUGAUGGAGUAUCAUCAAAUUCAUUGAACAGUCAGAUUGAGUCAUUAAACAAGAAAUUAACAUUAUUCGACCAAUUAGAGUUACAAAAGUUGGAGAAAUACGGUGGUGCCAAGGGUAAAUCUGAUAACAAAAAAGACAACGGCAAUGUUUCUAUAAAGACAAAAUUGACUGAGUGUCUUUUGGCCAAUAAGGGCAAACCAUUGAAUUGUUACGAGGAGAUGGAAGAAUUCAAAAAACUCGUUAUGGGUUGA